GGGGCGCGGGCCUCGUGGGGAGGGUGUGCCCCGACUGGCCAAGAUGGCGCGGGGGCGGGACACGUGACUCUAGGCCCCGCCCCGGCCUCGUUAUCAGCAAGCGGCCCGGGACGCCAGGCAGCUGGCUGCCCGAGCCACACUGCAACCAUGCUCCGGGGAUCGGCGGGCGCCUGGGCCGUGCUCGGCCCUCUGCUCUGGGGCUGCGGACUGGCGCUGCUGCAGGGCGGGAUGCUCUAUCCCCGGGAGAGCCGGUCGCGGGAGCGCAAGGAGCUGGAUGGCCUCUGGAGCUUCCGCGCCGACUUCUCCGACAACCGGCGCCAGGGCUUCGAGCAGCAGUGGUACCGGGCGCCGCUGCGGGAGUCGGGCCCUACCCUGGACAUGCCGGUGCCGUCCAGCUUCAACGACGUGGGCCAGGAUGGGCAGCUGCGGAGUUUUGUUGGCUGGGUGUGGUAUGAACGGGAGCUCACCCUGCCCCAGCGGUGGACGGAAGACCUGGGCACGAGAGUGGUUCUGAGGAUCGGCAGCGCCCACUACUAUGCCAUCGUGUGGGUGAAUGGGGUCCACGUGGUCGAGCACGAGGGGGGCCAUCUCCCCUUCGAGGCUGACAUCAGCAAGCUGGUCCAGAGCGGGCCCCUGUCCUCCUGCCGCAUCACCAUCGCCAUCAACAACACGCUGUCCCCCCACACCCUGCCGCCUGGGACCAUCCUCUACAAGACGGACCCCUCCAUGUACCCCAAGGGUUACUUUGUCCAGAACACAAAGUUUGACUUCUUCAACUACGCGGGACUGCAUCGGUCUGUGGUCCUCUACACCACACCUACCACCUACAUCGAUGACAUUACUGUCACCACUGAUGUGGACCAAGACAUUGGGCUGGUGAAUUACCAGAUCAUCGUCCAGGGCAGUGACCACUUCCAAGUGGACGUGUCUCUUCUGGACGAGGAAGGCAAAGUCGUGGCCAAAGGGGCAGGAGCUGAGGGCCAGCUGCAGGUGCCCAGUGCCCACCUCUGGUGGCCGUACCUGAUGCAUGAGCACCCUGCCUACCUGUACUCGUUGGAGGUGAAGAUGAUGGCGCAGACGGCCAUGGGGCCCGUGUCUGACUUCUACACCCUCCCGGUGGGGAUCCGCACCGUGGCCGUCACCGAGAGCCAAUUCCUCAUCAAUGGGAAGCCGUUCUAUUUCCGAGGGGUCAACAAGCAUGAGGAUUCAGACAUCCGAGGGAAGGGCUUUGACUGGCCGCUGCUGGUGAAGGACUUCAACCUGCUUCGCUGGCUGGGUGCCAACGCCUUCCGCACCAGCCACUACCCCUACGCGGAGGAGGUGCUGCAGCUCUGUGACCGCUACGGGAUCGUGGUCAUCGACGAGAGCCCCGGCGUGGGCAUCGCGCUGGUGGAGAGCUUCAGCAACGUGUCUCUGCAGCACCACCUGGAGGUGAUGGAGGAAAUGAUCCGCAGGGACAAGAAUCACCCGGCCGUUGUAAUGUGGUCCGUGGCCAAUGAGCCUGCUUCCUUCCUGAAACCGGCUGGUUACUACUUCAAGACGCUGAUUGCCCACACUAAAGCCUUGGACCCCUCCCGGCCCGUGACCUUUGUGACCAACACCAACUAUGAAGCAGACCUGGGGGCGCCGUACGUGGACGUGAUCUGUGUGAACAGUUACUACUCCUGGUACCAUGACUAUGGGCACAUGGAAGUGAUUCAGCUGCAGUUGGCAACCCAGUUCGAGAACUGGUAUAAGGCCUACCAGAAGCCGAUGAUUCAGAGCGAGUACGGAGCAGAUGCCAUUGAAGGGUUUCACGAGGAUCCACCACUGAUGUUCAGUGAAGAGUAUCAGAAAGGCCUGCUCAAGCAGUAUCAUGUGGUUCUGGACCAAAAACGUAAAGAAUAUGUGGUUGGCGAGCUCAUCUGGAAUUUUGCUGAUUUCAUGACUAAUCAAUCACCAGUUCGGAUGAUCGGGAACAGGAAAGGGAUCUUCACUCGGCAGAGACAACCAAAGAGUGCAGCUUUCCUGUUGCGAGAAAGAUACUGGAAACUUGCCAAUGAAACCAGGUACCAGCGGUCAGCAGCAAUGUCACAGUGUGUGGGAAGCGGCCUAUUUACUGUUUAAAGCGAGAACUACCUCUCUGCAGACACUGGCUUGGCCAGCUCCUCCUCCCCAGGGAGGGGGGCUAUUUCCAUCGCACACAAAGCAAGUGUUUCCUGCACUGGGCAUGGCAGACCUGGAAGCUUCUCACCUGGAUUUUGUGGUCAUUUGCUAGAAGGGAACAUUAGAGGUGAAAAUAGACUUGUAGGGCCUUCCCUGGCAGUCCAGUGGUUAAGACUCAGCACUUCCAUUGCAGGGGGCCUGAGUUUGAUCCCUGGUUGAGAAACUAAGAUCCCACAUGUUCCGCAGCAUGGCCAAUAAUAAUAAUAAUAAUAAUGAAAAAGAAAAUAAAGGCUUUUGUCAUAUGAGCAUAAAGAGUUGGCUUAAAAGUGACCAUCCGUAAACUGAAUGAGCUAUACUGCUGAAAAGCAUCUGCCUUUGUUUUCGGUGUCUCAGCCUGUUUCCGUAGCCUUAACCAAGCACAGAGUCUUGGGCAACCUCUCCUCAGCACUCAUGCCCCAUUCAGAGUCGCGGCUUACAAACUGUGCUGCCACCAAACCAGCCCUGCUCCCGCGCUUUGGGCCAGCCUUGACUUGAGUGGGUGACAGUAGAGAACAGCUGCUAGGAACUCCAGAGAAGGGCUGAAGUUUCAGCGAAUUCCCAGAAAGUAGUAUCAGGCUGGAAGAAGAAGGCACAGGGUCUGUGAACCGGAGCUAAGCUGACGGAGAAGCAGAAGAAAGGUAAGAAUGGAGCCGUGUUGGAGCUGGAAGGGAGCUCAGAGGUUACCAGUGCUGCUGGGACGUUCUUCCAACCGCAGCCGUCGUCUUGUCUGGACUGAAAGGGAUAGAUGGCUGUAGAAGCCCACUGGACCAUCGCAACCGACUCCACUGUAGGUGGAGAUGUGGCCACUGAACGCACGGGCCGCAGACAGGAUAGGCUUCCGUACCUGGUACCGCCUCCUGCUCUGCUCCCGAGGACGGCCUUUCCUUAGGAAUCUAUCCUCCUGCCCCUCUUCCACAGGCUCCAUUAAGUAAGGGAUGUUAUUGUAAGAUUUCAGUGUUCA
This is a messenger RNA of Budorcas taxicolor (takin), 3145 nucleotides long. RefSeq names its product beta-glucuronidase. The transcript is spliced from 12 exons. Gene Ontology annotation, molecular function: carbohydrate binding; signaling receptor binding; beta-glucuronidase activity. Gene Ontology annotation, biological process: glucuronoside catabolic process; carbohydrate metabolic process. The record is from RefSeq and is a predicted model, not a curated record. NCBI's taxonomy places the organism in Eukaryota, Metazoa, Chordata, Mammalia, Artiodactyla, Bovidae. The coding region runs from base 148 to 2106 and encodes 652 amino acids.